This is a messenger RNA of Maniola jurtina (meadow brown), 2827 nucleotides long. It is a transcript of the gene alka, whose product is annotated as glycine receptor subunit alpha-1. Gene Ontology annotation, biological process: chemical synaptic transmission; signal transduction; chloride transmembrane transport. NCBI's taxonomy places the organism in Eukaryota, Metazoa, Arthropoda, Insecta, Lepidoptera, Nymphalidae. The transcript is spliced from 11 exons. Bases 276 to 1655 code for a protein of 459 amino acids. Gene Ontology annotation, cellular component: synapse; membrane; neuron projection. The record is from RefSeq and is a predicted model, not a curated record. Gene Ontology annotation, molecular function: transmembrane signaling receptor activity; extracellular ligand-gated monoatomic ion channel activity; chloride channel activity.
CCAAGUUCUGCAACGACUUUUCAGUUAAAAUUACCGCGCAACCCGUCCUGGCCACCCAUAACUCACAAGUGCCGUAAAAUAAAUAAUAAUAUAUAAACAAAAGUUAUUAAAUAAACUUUAAUUAUAUGAACAAACUUAUUAAAAUUACCUACUGGGAUAAAGAGUGUCGUGAAGUGAAGUGUUAAUAUGGACAUGUUACUGACAUGAUUUGAAGAGUAUCCAUCGGCGCUGGAAUGAGCUGCUACGACUCGUUCCACAGUUUGCCGCCGUAGAAAAUGAUUCCUUGCAUCUGGCCAGCUACAUUUUUCUUUUUAAUAUGGCUAUGCAAUGACGUCACAUCUAAGAGGAAUCACACGCUGAAACCAAGAGUUGUUUUGCCGGAAAAUUAUGUCAAAGAAAUGCGGCCACCUUCCCGCAAAGGACAGCCGGUGGUUGUGGAAUUCAGCAUCUACGUGGUGGACGUAAAUUCCAUUAACGUUGAAGACAUGGAUUUCAGAGUGGACAUGUUCAUCAGGCAAACGUGGGUUGAAAGCAGACUGCAACUUCCCGAGGAUAUUUUCGAGGAAGGUGACGACCACGUGACGUUGCCGCCUGAAUUUUUCGACAAUCUGUGGCAUCCUGAUCCUUACUUCCUUAAUUCUAAAGUAACAGAGAUCGCGGAGCUGACUCACAAGUUUUCUUCAGUGACAUUGUACCGGAACCAGACUGUGCGGUACGCGGCACGGAUGCACGCCAUCAUCGCUUGCCAGAUGGAAUUUCAACUCUAUCCCAUGGACAUACAGUCGUGUCCCAUUUAUAUCGAGAGCUUUUCCUACAGCAAUCAAAAAGUGAGGUUUCGCUGGAGCGAAGCCGGCGUCACCAUAAACCCUGAACUGAAGUUACUGCAAUAUCACAUUGGAGAACCAUUGCGGUUAGAAGAGACGAAUGGCUAUAUGAUUGACAAAGAUGGUAACUUCUCAAGGUUGGUGGUCUACUUCAGAUUUGAGCGUCAAAUCGGUCACCAUCUGAUACAAACCUUCGCACCAUCCUCCUUAGUGGUCAUGCUAUCCUGGUUCAGUUUUUGGCUGGAUUUGGAUGCGAUCCCUGGUCGAGUGACUCUCCUGGUCACUUGUAUGUUGACCCUGGUCACCAUGUUCACGGGACUGAGAGCUGAUAUACCACCGGUCGCUUAUGUUAAGGCCCUAGAUCUCUGGAUGGCUGGAUGCAUGAUGUUCGUCUUCGCAGCCCUCGGAGAAUUCGUAGUAGUAAAAGUCCUAGACAAACAAUACCAGAUGAACAAAUCCAAAACUCAAGAGUCUUUACCGAGAAUCAUACCAGUGCGUCUAAACGGCGAAAAAGGUUCCUGUGGCACAGUAGCCGCCUGGGAGGGAAGUGGGGUACGGUGUAGAAAAGUUGACCUCACCUCGCCCACGUCUCCCCCUGCGACGACGCCUGUGGUCCAUCCGGCCCCAGGAGCCCCUCCGUCACACAUGGUCGGUGUUGAGAGGCGACAGAGCAUAUUACAGGUAGCUUGGGUCGAUGCGGACACCGGGCAAGAGAGAGUGCUAUGGCGGGAAAUCGAUAAAUUAUCCAGGGUGGUAUUCCCUGCACUUUUUCUUCUCUUCGUCACCAUGUACUGGCCUGUACUGUUGUUGAAGACAAAAGCGUCUUCAUAACAAUGCGUAGCAUCAGCCUAUUAAUGCCCCAAUACUAGGCAAAGGCCAUUAUUGACAUAGAAGAGGAAUAUGAAACUUUAAAUUACUAUUCUACUCCAGUGUAGGGACGUGGAUAAUAAAAUCGCGAGGAUACACGGAGAAUAAGGGUGUAAAUGGCUGAUGGACUUCUACUUCUCUAGAGAGAGGAUUAUAAAGCAUAGAUCAAUAAUAAUGGUGGUGGUCCAGAAUUUACUGAAGUAUUUUACGAGGAUACAUCGGAAAAUUUGAGGAUAUAGUUAUAAAAUAUGAGUAAUGGAGGUUGGGCAAUAACAUCCUCUCUCUUUAGGGAAAGACCUAGCUAUUUUGAUGCAGUGUGGGUUGCGGGACAGCAAAGAAUGUCACAAGGAAACAGAAGUUUGAUGAUACAUUAAAAUAAUCUGGCUGUUGGGUAAAAGUCAUAUCUCUUAGAAAAGAGAGAUAUAGAUCUUAAACCAGGCAUUUUUUUACAGUGCGGGUUGAUAACAAAGUGGUUCACGAGGAUACAAGGCUAAUUUUGAGGAUAUAGCUAUAAAUAAUGAGUGAGUGAUGUACAAACUGGUAAAAGACGGUUAGAUAUUAUUUUAGAAUAAAUUACAGAAGAAGAGUGUAGAGACUAUUUUCAACAUUAAUUGAAUAGCUAUGAAGUAAUAUUAUGUAGUUAGAUCGAUGAUAAAUAUUCUGGUAAAAAGAAGAGAAGGCUUAGAAGAUAUAACUAAUGACUUAAUAAAUAAUAAUAAUGUUAUGUUUUUAAAUGAGGAUUAGAUGAAAUAGAUUGAUGCAAUAGUGGGUAACAGAUGAAAUUAUUAAUUAUAUAUUCAAAGAUUAUUAUUUCAAAACUUAAAUUAUUUGUAAAUAAGUUUAAUUAAUAAUAAUUAAUAGAAUUUAUAAAACAACAAAUUGAUAACGCAUUCAUUAAAAAUUUGCGUUUUUUAAACUUCGAAAUGAAUUAGCAAAAACGAAGCAAAGCGAAUUAGCGAGCGAUAUGAUGUACAUAACGAUCGAAUUCGAAGUUAGAUGUUAAAAGUUAGAAGAAUAAUUUUAUAUUUAACAUUUAACAAUUUAUAUAUUUUUUUCUUUUCCUGAAAAUUAUUUUAAACGAGAACGCUCAACAUACAAAAAUAAGGAUUAGAGCUACCGCAGACGUCGUUUUUUAA